CUGGAAUACCCAGGGGAAGGCCAAGGCUCAGGUGCCCACAUGAUCAGCACAGCCAGGGUACCUGUGGAUAAGCCAGUACGCAUUGCUUUCAGCCUUGAUAAUGCCUCAGAUGAUACACCUUCUGAAGAUGCCAUUCCUCUGGUCUUUCCAGAAUUAGACCAGCAGCUACAGCCUUUGCCGCCUUGUCAUGACUUCACGGAAUCCAUGCAGGUGUUCAAACAGCACUGCCAAAUAGCGGAAGAAUACAAUGAGAUCAAAAAGGAAAUCGCUCUGCUUGAGGAAAGGAAAAAGGAGCUCAUCGCCAAGCUGGAUCAGGCAGAGAAGGAGAAGGUGGAUGCCGCUCAUCUGGCUCGGGAAUUCGAGGUGCUGAUGGAAGAGAACUGGACGUUGAAGUUGGCUCAGUCCCAAUGUGUGGAACAGCUGGAGAAACUUAGAAUACAGUAUCAGAAGAGACAGGGCUCGUCCUAACUUUGAAGGAUUCAGUGUGAGCAUAGAAGGAAGAUGUGAUCACCCUGUACAUCAGGGUACAAAAUGAAGGAAAAUAGAAUAUUGACUGACUCGACUAAGAAUCCUGAACAGAAUUGAGCCAUGAAACAAACUAGCGAGAGGCUUGCCACAGGUUCAUAUCCGUGUAUCUUUAAACUUC
Messenger RNA from Lutra lutra (Eurasian river otter), 646 nucleotides. RefSeq names its product MAP3K7 C-terminal-like protein. The transcript has a single exon. Gene Ontology annotation, cellular component: cytosol; nucleus. The record is from RefSeq and is a predicted model, not a curated record. The coding region runs from base 40 to 468 and encodes 142 amino acids. NCBI's taxonomy places the organism in Eukaryota, Metazoa, Chordata, Mammalia, Carnivora, Mustelidae.